This is a messenger RNA of Penicillium maclennaniae, 1296 nucleotides long. RefSeq lists its product as uncharacterized. The record is from RefSeq and is a predicted model, not a curated record. Bases 1 to 1296 code for a protein of 431 amino acids. Gene Ontology annotation, molecular function: heme binding; oxidoreductase activity, acting on paired donors, with incorporation or reduction of molecular oxygen; monooxygenase activity. Lineage: Eukaryota; Fungi; Ascomycota; Eurotiomycetes; Eurotiales; Aspergillaceae. The transcript is spliced from 4 exons.
AUGCGAGAAAGGGCGACAGGCAUGAAUGGAUUCACAGCCUUCACAUGGAAUACGGAUCUGUGUCAGACUGGUAUCAAACAGUCCGAGAUUCAGCUGGUGGCUUCGAGAGCACCUUCACGGCUAGGGAGAAAAGUCGACACGCGGUCAAACGUUCGACUACUGUCUCAUGCAUUUUCCGAAAAAGCUUUGAAAAAUUAUGAGCCCAGAAUUUGUAAUCUCAUCGAUACGUGGAUAGAGUGUCUUGGUGCUGAGGCGGAAAAGGGCGAUAGAUGUGUGGAUCUGGGAGAGUGGUGCAAUUACUUGAUCUUCGAUAUUCUGGGAGAUCUAGGAUAUGGACAAUCUUUUGGACUUACAACACAAGAUGGGGAUCGUUCAAUUGUUGGACUUGUUCCUAAAGCCACAGCAGGCUGGACAUCUCUGGGCUAUCACCCUUUCACCAAGAUUUUGCGAUGGAUCCUUUUCAAGACAAGACUAGGUCCCAUAAUAGGAGGCCAGUCACUCCACGAUAACGGCAGAUUUCGGGACUUUUGCCUCCAAAAACUAAAAGCCCGACGCCAGGCCUGGGCCCAAGAUAUCUCCACCGAAAAGCGAAGCACAGACAUGUUCGAAUACCUCCUUAACGGCCGCGACCCAGAAACGGGUCAAAGCUACACACUCGGUGACCUAGCCUGUGAAAGUGUUCUCUUGAUGGUAGCAGGCUCGCAAUCCACAUCAGGUGCUUUGUCCGCAACAUUCUUCUAUCUAGCGCACCACCCAUUAGCCCUUUCCAAAUUGCGGCACGAAAUUCAUACCACCUUCCCGGACCCCAGCAAGAUCCACUACAUCCAUAGCAAUCCACUCGGAACGCUCCCCUACCUACGCGCCUGCAUCGAUGAAAGCCUUCGCCUUUCACCCCCCACGCCAGGCCACCUGCCGCGGGAGAUCGUGGGCGAGGGACUUGUUAUCGAUGGAUGUAUGUAUCCGCCGGGCACGAAUGUCGGUGUGAGUCCGUACGCAAUUCACAGAACGGAAGUCUUCCGGGAUCCCCAUUCGUUUGUGCCGGAGCGAUGGCUGGAUGCAGGACACGCGCUAGGAACGGGUUUUCAUCCGUUUAGCGCGGGCGCAACGGGUUGUCCCGGCCGACAGCUGGCGAUCAUGGAGCUUUCAUUGACCGUUGCGAGGUUGCUUUGGAAGUUUGAUUUGUUGGUCGUGAGUGGCACCGGGGUCAGGAUUGGUGACGUCGAGUAUCGAAUGAGGGACUUUUUUGUGGGUGAGGGCGCUGGGCCAAGGCUCCAGCUGGUCCUUUGUCCCCCGUAA